Molecule: messenger RNA, 897 nt
Organism: Rotaria sp. Silwood2
Lineage: Eukaryota; Metazoa; Rotifera; Eurotatoria; Philodinida; Philodinidae
Source: the annotation of a GenBank genome assembly
AUGGUUGCUAAUGUUUAUGCAAGUUGUUUACAAGUUAAAAUACUUUCAGCUCAUUCGACGUUUGAUAAAAUACAGGAUGUAGUAGUGAAAGUACAAUACAACAACACUAGUAAUAGAACAAUAUCGAUUUAUAACUGGUGCUUUCCAGACAACGAAUUAAAUGGUCCAUUAUUCAAAGUAGCCUGUGAUGAUAUUCCUGUUGAUUACAUUGGUCCAUUAAUAAAACGGUGUCAGCCGACUGUUAAAAAUAUGACUCCUCUAGAACCUGGUAAAACAACAGUCACUCAAGUUCGUUUAUCAUCAUCAUAUGAUAUGACCAAGACUGGCAUUUAUUCAAUCCAAUAUGAUAUGCCAGGUGAGCGUGUUGUUUUCAAACAUGCCCGAACAUUCGAAAAUACUAUUGUCAAAGCCAUUAGUAAACGUGAAUCUGGUCUCCCAUCAAAUAAUAUUCAAUUGGCAAUAGAAGGUCGUCCGAAUAUCCAGCAUGAACAACAUAACAUUAUGAAUGUGCUUAGAAGAGCAGCUACUCUUUCUUAUGUUUCUUGUUCAACGACCCAAAAAUCUCAGAUAAUGAAUGCAGUCUCAUGGGCUCUUAGAUAUGCCAAUAAUUCGUUCAUUUAUUUGAAUAAGACAAAGCCUUGUGGAACAAAUCGUUAUAAGACAUGGUUUGGUACAUUUAUGUUGGCCAAUUGGAAUAAACAAAAGUUACACUUUCAAAAUCUCAAAAAUGUAUUGAAUUCGAAGUCUAUGACUUUCGAUUGUGGAUGUAAUGAUGCCGGCAUUUAUGCAUAUGUUUACAGGAAUCAACCAUACAGAAUCCACUUAUGUUCUUUGUUCUGGUCGGCUUCAAUGACAGGCACAGACUCAAAAGCCGGCACACUUAUCCAUGAAAGUUAG